Sapajus apella (tufted capuchin) is the source of this 2570-nucleotide messenger RNA. RefSeq names its product post-glycosylphosphatidylinositol attachment to proteins 6 (gene PGAP6). NCBI's taxonomy places the organism in Eukaryota, Metazoa, Chordata, Mammalia, Primates, Cebidae. The transcript has 13 exons. Gene Ontology annotation, cellular component: plasma membrane. The record is from RefSeq and is a predicted model, not a curated record. The coding region runs from base 125 to 2440 and encodes 771 amino acids.
GGGGACCGGCCGGGCCAUGGGCGCCGGGGGCAGAGGCGGCGGCGGCGGCGGAGGCUGCCAGGGCGGCGGCGGGGGCUGGCAGCGCGGGACGCGGGCCGCGUAGCGCCGGGCGGAGCGCGGAGCCAUGGGCCGGGCUGGCACCGGGACCUGGGGCGAGGCGGUGGCGGCAGUGGUGGCGGGGCCGCUGCUGCUGCUGCUGCUCGCCCGGCCCCCGCCUUCCGCCGCCGGCGACAGCAGGAAGAGCGAGCCGGGGCUGGUGUCCGAGCACUUCUCGCAGGCUCCACAGAGGCUGUCCUUCUACAGCUGGUACGGCAGCGCCAGGCUCUUCCGCUUCCGCGUGCCCCCAGACACCGUGCUGCUGCGCUGGCUUCUGCAGGUCUCGAGGGACAGCGGCGCCGCCUGCACCGACGCAGAGAUCACCGUACACUUCCGCUCCGGCGCCCCUCCUGUCAUCAACCCGCUGGGCACCCGCUUCCCUGACAACACGUCGGUGCAGCCCUCCUUCCAGGUCAGGGUGCCACUGAGCGCCGCACCGCUAAGCAACGUCUCGGUCAACGUUUCCCACCCGGCCCCCGGGGACUGGUUCGUGGCCGCCCACCUGCCCCCCUCAUCCCAGAAGAUCGAGUUGAAGGGCUUGGCUCCCACCUGUGCCUAUGUCUUCCAGCCUGACAUGCUGGUCAAGCGGGUGGUUGAGAUUUCCAUCGUGAAGCCGGAUGUGCCCCUUCCUCAGACCCUCGUCUCCCACCCCAGCUACCUCAAGGUCUUUGUCCCCGAGUACACACGGGAGCUUCUGCUGGAGCUGCAGGGCUGCGUGUCCAACGGGAGCCUGGGCUGCCCCAUGCGUCUCACCGUGGGCCCGGUCACCCUGCCUGGCAACUUCCAGAAGGUGCUCACCUGCGCCCGGGCCCCCCAGCCCUGCCGCCUGCUGCUGCCCUCGCCGCCCUGGGACCGGUGGCUGCACCUGACAGCUGAGAGCCUGGUGGGGCCCCACGGGACAGUGGCUUUCAGCGCCGUAGCCACCCUCACAGCCUGCAGGCCGUGGAGUGUGACCGUCCAGCCCCUCCUGCAGAGCGGCCAGAACCAGACCUUCAACGCCUCUGCUGGUUGGCCGUCCCCAGGCCCUGAGCACCCGGACCUGGGCAGGAGUGGCGGCGCGGGUGGCGGCCCCUUCUGCCUCAGGAACCACCCGGUCACACGGGAAGACACGGACGUGGUGUCUGUGCACUUCCAGCCCUUGGACAGGCUCUCGGUGGCAGUGCGUGCGGACACGCCCUCCGUCAUGCGGCUGCGCCUCAACACCGGCAUGGACAGCGGCGGCUCCCUCACUGUCUCCCUGCGGGCCAACAAGACAGAGAUCAGGAAUGAGACCCUCGUUGCGGCCUGCGUGAAUGCCGCCUCGCCCUUCCUCAGCUUCAACACCUCGCUCAACUGCACCACAGCCUUCUUCCAGGGACACCCCUUGUCUCUGAGCGCCUGGUCUCACAAGGCCAACCUCAUCAUCCCCUACCCAGAGACGGACAACUGGUACCUGUCCCUGCAACUCAUGUGCUCUGAGAACGAGGAGGACUGUGAGCAGGCCGCCGUCCAUGUGGAGACCACCUUGCAGCUGGUGCCCUGUUUGAACGACUGUGGACCGUAUGGCCAGUGCCUCCUGCUCCGCAGACACGGCUACCUGUAUGCCGGCUGCAGCUGCAAGGCAGGCUGGCGUGGGUGGAGCUGCACGGACAACAGCACGGCCCAGACGGUGGCCCAGCAGAAGGCAGCCACACUGCUGCUGACGCUCAGCAACCUCAUGUUCCUGGCCCCCAUCGCCGUGUCAGUGCAGCGCUUCUACCUGGUGGAGGCCUCCGUCUACGCCUACACCAUGUUCUUCUCCACGUUCUACCACGCCUGCGACCAGCCUGGGGAGGCCGUGCUGUGCAUCCUCAGCUACGACACGCUGCAGUACUGUGACUUCCUGGGCUCCGGGGCGGCCAUCUGGGUUACCAUCCUGUGCAUGGCGCGGCUCAAGACAGUGCUGAAAUACGUGCUGUUUCUCCUGGGCACACUGGUCAUCGCCAUGUCCUUGCAGCUGGACCGCAGGGGCAUCUGGAACAUGCUGGGGCCCUGCCUCUUUGCCUUUGUGAUCAUGGCCUCCAUGUGGGUGUACCGCUGCGGGCACCGGCGCCAGUGCUACCCCACCUCGUGGCAGCGCUGGGCCUUCUACCUCCUGCCCGGCGUCUCCAUGGCCUCCGUGGGCAUCGCCAUCUACACCUGCAUGAUGACCAGCCACAACUACUACUACACACACAGCAUCUGGCACGUCCUGCUGGCCGGGAGCGCGGCCCUGCUGCUGCCACCGCCCACCGGGCCCGCCGAGCCCUGGGCCUGCUCGCAGAAACUCCCCUGCCACUAUCAGAUCUGCAAGAACGACCGUGAGGAGCUGUACACAGUGACGUGACACCGGCCCGGGACCCCCGCUGCUCCGACACCCUCUUCAGCCAGGAGCUGUUAUGGGGAGGGGGGAGGCACCCCGUCCAGCCCUGGGGAAGACUGAUUUCCAGCUGAAUAAAAUUGGCCCGCGCACCCUC